GUCUGUUCUCUGUAUCUGUGAGUUGCAUUUCUUCUCUUUCUUUUAGAUUCCAUGUGUCAGUGAGAUUAUACGGUAUCUGUCUCUUUCUCUGAUCUAUUUCGCUUUAGCAUGGUACCCUCGACCUCCAUCCCUGUUGUUGCAAAGGGCAGGAUUUCCUUCCUUUUUAUGGCUGAGUGGUAUUCCAUUGUGUGUAUACGUGCGUGUGUGCUUUAGCCAUUCAUCUGUCAAUGGGCGCCUGGGUCGUGUCCCUGUCUUGGCCGUUGUGGAUAACGCUGCAGGGAACACGGUGUGCAGGUGUCUUUUCCAGUUAGUGGUUCUAGAUGAGUGUCGGAACCCUGAGUCCCGGAGCUGCUGCUAACAACCUAAGGGUUGUUGCUCUUGGUUUGCCUCCUCGGGAGGCAUUGGGACAAAGUUAAACCGAGAUGGGUUAGUUCAAGGUCCUUCCUGUGUACCGUGCUUGAAAGAGAGAUUAUAAGACACUGGACCUCGUGGCUCUGUGGAUAGAAAUGUGGUGGUUGACGUCAGACCGGGGACAUGUUCUGGAGCCAGUGGCUGUCCCUGGGGAGGGAGCUCCUGAUUUCAGCCUGACUCUCAGCUGUUGUGCCAGAUCCGUCCUCUUCCUUUCUUAAUAGCCACCUGUUUAUCAAUGAGGAGCUUUAUCAAGACCAUUAGAGAAAGACGCUAUAUCCCUUCUCUAGAAACGUCUAAACUGGCUUUAAAGGUUCUUGUCUUUAAAAUAACAAGGUGAUGGGAAUUUUUAAAAAAUGGAGCCUCUUAAUUGACCCUUAAUUUCCAUCGAAGUGUUUUUAUAAGGUUAUCAGUGUAUUCAGUAGCUCUCUAGUGAUAGCGUCGGUCUGCACGGUGCUGCUUAUCCAGGCAGUUCGAAGUCCUUGACAGCUGUGUCUCCAUCGCCAGGUGGCUGUGUCCCCAUUUUAUUCCGGGAGCAACUGAGGAUUUUGAGAGAGAAAUAAAUUACCUAGAGAAAGUCAGAUCACAGAGAGGAAUGACCACGAUUUCCUGGCAUUCCUGUUUCCUGUGCACCGUUGACUUUAUCAGGAUGGGCAUGAUCUGGUUAGGGAACUAAUCUCCUGGUGAGUAGUGAGUUGGUUUGAGUUACUCCUUUUGGAAAUGGGUUACUGUUUCUCUUUAUGUAGUGCAUGGAGAAUGGAAAUUCUAAUUCACUUAGCUGCCCCACCGUGAAGGUUAAUGAAUGAAUGCAAGCUGGGUUAAACAGUUGAGGAGAAUGACACGAGGAGAAAUGUUGUUUUAUUAAUGAUAAACUUGGGUUCUGCUCCUGGGCCUCAUGAAAGCGUUUUCCUGUUUUCCACGUGUGGAUGACAGGCGCUGACAAAUCGUAGUGUACUGGCUUUCUGUCUGACCCAGCCAAGGACUUCUUUUAGAAUAUUCCCCCACAAACAGAUGGUUUCAAAUAGCUUGUUACCAAACUGUAAUUAUUAAAUAGUGCUUGGUGUUGUUAAAACAUUAAUGAAAGGCGUUUGUAACCAUGAGAGAUUGCACUCGAAGGAGGCGGUUGUUGUCACCACACUAAUAGGUUUUGAUUUGAGCCUGGAACAAACACACCUGAUGUGCCGGUUGCCCAGCAUUGAGGCCGACGGCCGAGUUCGGUUGGUCCUUUUGAACUAGUCCUGGGAAUCUUCGCUACCCCAGCCCAGAGCUGUUGAUGGAGGCCCUCGGGCCAAUGCUGACUCCAGGGAAUCAAGGCAUUAUUAUUUGGGUUUUGAUUUUCAAAAUCAAAUUUGAUUUUUGGAAAUUUCAUAUAACAAAAAAGGGAAAGAAAAAAAAUCCGGAAUAUCUUUCUCUCGGAGACGUGGUCUGCUUAGAGCUGUGACUGCGUGCUUCCUGCUCUCUUUUCUCCAUGCUCAGAGUCAUUGGGUCCCACCAUGGGGGAUGCAGAGGCCGUGGGGAAGCAAAGUCAGAGGGAGGGAGGAUGGUAUGGGGGGGCUGGACCCAAGCUCUGCUUCUCGCUGUGUGACUUUGGCCAUGUGACUAGACCUCUCUGACUUCAAGUUUUUUCAUUGGCAAAAUGGAGACAAUAACUACCUCAGUGGGUUGUUGUUGAGGACUAAACGGGAGAACAUUUAUUAAAAAACGGUGUCCUAGGCCAGUACCUGGUAGGCUCUUAAUAUUGUUGAGAACAGAAACCAGCUGCUGGAGACCCAAGAUCCUGUUGGCAGGUGCACAUUCCUGUUGAGAAGAGGGCCAGCUGCUCCCAGGGAACAACUUCACCAAUGAGUGCAACAUUCCAGGCAACUUCAUGUGCGGCAACGGGCGCUGCGUCCCUGGCGCCUGGCAGUGCGACGGGCUGCCCGACUGCUUUGAUGGCAGCGACGAGAAGGAGUGCCCCAAGGCUAAGUCGAAGUGCGGCCCCACGUUCUUCCCCUGCGCCAGCGGCGUCCACUGCAUCAUCGGCCGCUUCCGCUGUAACGGGUUCGAGGACUGUCCUGACGGCAGCGACGAGGAGAAUUGCACAGCAAACCCUCUGCUCUGCUCCACUGCCCGCUACCACUGCAAGAACGGCCUCUGCAUUGACAAGAGCUUCAUCUGCGACGGGCAGAACAACUGUCAGGACAACAGCGACGAGGAAAGCUGUGAAAGUUCUCAAGCACUGACCUGGGCAGGUCACAGAAGAGGAAAUCCAGUCAACUGUGAUCCUCGGAGAAGAUGCUCACCCUCCAGGAGACAGGACCAAUCAAACAUGAGCAGCAAGGACCCUCCGCACGCUGGAGAACAUCUGGCCGUGUGUGGAAAACCGGGCAGCGGGCAGGUGUUUGUGACUUCGGAGAACCAGCUGGUCUACUACCCCAGCAUCACCUACGCCAUCAUCGGCAGCUCCGUCAUCUUCGUGCUGGUGGUGGCCCUGCUGGCGCUCGUCCUCCACCACCAGCGGAAGAGGAACAACCUCAUGACGCUGCCCGUGCACCGGCUGCAGCAUCCCGUGCUGCUCUCCCGCCUGGUGGUCCUGGACCACCCCCACCACUGCAGCGUCACCUACAACGUCAACAACGGCAUCCAGUACGUGGCCAGCCAGGCUGAGCAGAACGCGUCGGACGUGGGCUCCCCGCCCUCCUACUCAGAGGCCCUGCUGGACCAAAGGCCCGCCUGGUAUGACCUGCCCCCGCCACCCUACUCUUCUGACACGGAGUCUCUGAACCAAGCCGACCUGCCACCUUACCGCUCGAGGUCCGGGAGUGCCAACAGUGCCAGCUCCCAGGCUGCCAGCAGCCUCCUGAGCACAGAAGAGGCCGGCCACAGCCCGGGGCAGCCUGGCCCUCGGGAGGGUGCCGCCGAGCCCAGGGACUCCGUGCCCAGCCAGGGCCCCGAAGAAGUAUAAAAUCCAGUUAUUCCGAAGUCCACAUGGGUUAAUCUGCUCUGACUUGUUAUCAUCUUAACAACUUGCGCUCACGGGAAGCUCCUCAGGGUGCCUCGGUGAUUUGGGGUCAGCUGUCUCUCCGUUCCUCCUCCCCCAGGUUUCAGGGAUGUUCUCUGGAGGGUGACCUGGCAUUUUUCUGGCCUCUCAGUUGAUGUGAUGCGUUGGGCAUCUUUUCUGGGAGGCUGCUCCUCCUUCUGGGCCCAGGAUCACAGCCCCACUCUUCACGUCCUGGUUCUGUCACGGCUGGAGUCUUGCUGGGUAGGCGGCGUGAGUUUGCAGGCAGCGGGAUGAAGCGGUAUAUGUAGACCUUGAGACAGCAUUGUCUCUGGGUCGUGUUGGAUGUUCAGAAGGGCGGGAGACACUGGACCAGAUUCUCUGUGGGCUGCCACCUGAUAGCUCCAUCUGGGGAUUUGGGUUGGAGGGUGCGCCCAGGAGGCUGUCAUUGGAUGGCCGCCCUGGGGAGAGUCCGGGGGCCUAAGAACCUGCCCUGUGCUCCCCUCUCUGGUGCUGUCAGUACGGCAGAGGCAGUGGCCACAGGAGACUUUGACGUGAGCAACGCCCUUCAGUCAUCAGCAGUGUCCUUUUGGUUUUGUGGAUGACUCUGAAACUGUCUACUCUGGGUAGAUUCUGGCUUUAAACCUUGGCCGAGAAUCCUCUUUUGAGAGCUGUCUCAGCCGAGGAUGUCAUCAGCCUCUCCUGUCGGGGGCUAUCCAAGUGCUCAGCUCCUGAAGUGCAGGCUGCCGCGAGCAGGGCCUUGCUGUGGUCCACGGUCCCUUUGGUCCCUGGCUUCUGGAUUGUCCCCUCCCAGCUGUGACCUGCCCAUAGCCAAGGGAUAAGGACACAACUUGAGGUGGCCAAUAAUCUGAUCCGGCCCUGCGUCCCUAUAACCACCCCCGCUGCCUUGCCCGUUCAUGCACCUGUGACACCAGCCUCCUAAGUCCCCCCAGCACUCGGGGUCCUUUCAUCUGUGUGUCUGGACCGGCCGAUGCUGCGGUUUCUCACCCAGGUGAGAACCAUGUUCAGUCCCUCCCGCCAGAGCGCCCCUCCCCAAGGGCCCAACUACCAGUGCCCAACUUAGGGUCAGGCCCCUCCUGACAUCCCAUAGUUUCUCCUGUGAGCCAUGAACAACAGACAAUUUGGAGUCAAGGUUUGCCAUUCGGACUUUUAAAAAAAAAUCUCUUAGAAAUGCAUUUGGAGCAGUGUGUUUGUUUUCCCCUUCUAGUUAAGGGACUAUUUAUAUGUGUAUAGCAAGGCUGUCUUUUUUUUGUGUGUUUUCCAUUAGUGAGGUCCAAAGAAAGAUGUGAAAGGAGAUGGCACCUUUGUCCCUCGGAGCCCUGAUGACAAGUCACCCCAGACUGACCUGUGUGCCAGGCGUUCGUGCGUUGUUGCACUUUGAGUUAUUAUUUAUCAUAUUCUUGAAGGAAGCAGAAAAAGGGAUGUCCUUUUCCCUUCAUUCACAGUCUCUGUUGUGCUAGCUUUCCUCUUUCUCUGUGCCAGCCAGGCACACCCCCUGGGGAAAUAACGGGUAGAAAGGUGGGCCUUAUUUGGCAAGAAACCACACUGACCGAUGGGGGGCAAAACUGGAACAGGUGGAGCCACUGGGGGUGGCCCCUCCGCCCCGGGCUUCUUUCCGUAGCUGAGAAAGGUGCGCGUCCUCUGAUUAUGUUCAGAUGGAGCCUGCAGGAGCGGGGUGAAGUGGCAUUCAGUGAUUCUGUUCUGUAGGCUUUUUUUUUUUUUAACCAAAAUCCAAAGUAUGUUACAGGAAAGCUAGCCACUUGGUGGUUUUUUUUUUUUUUAAGUAAAUGAAAGGAACCUAGUUGCUUGUAUCUUUCGUUUUUAAAAUAACACUUGAGUUAUUUUCUGAGUAAUCCAAUAAAGAAAGGGUUUUUGAUGGGCGCCAACGUGCUUUGGGAACCCUGGCUGAACCCCACAUCUCCAUGAGUCCGAGGGCUUCAUUCCGCCUUUGAUGGGCCCUGCUUCUUUCUGGUGCUCUGGAAGUUGUUUACAGGAAAGGAUUCUAACUUUAAUUAAUUGUGGGGUGAAUUAAUCUCACACGCUUUUCUGCUUCCAGGCUUCUUAGGAAAAACAAAUGGUCCUAGUAGAUAAGGGCAGCCUAUUAGUGUUGUUUUUUAAAACAAACAAAGGGACAUUUUUAUUAUAGAUUUGAUUUUUUUAAUGAAUGUUUUAAAAAAUAUAUAAGUAGGACACCAAAGCUGCAGGGUUUUUGGGGGGUUUUUUUCCUCACUCAAGAUAGCAAAUAAGUGGCCAGCAAUAUUUUUUAACUCAUUCCAACCAGGAUGUUUUUUUAUACAUUGCCUAAAUCUCUGCCAACGAGAAAACCGUGUCUACUCUUUUCUCAAAUGAGAUCAGCGGGUCCUUUUUGUUUUAACAUUAGAAUCAGUCCACUGUGGUGGAUAGCCUGACUCAGCGCCCUUGACUUUGAAAUCGACAUCCUAAAAAAAUGCAGCUAAGUGGUUACUUAACAGUGUGUGAUGUUCACAGCUGAUGCAAACUGGGAAGGUUGUGUGUGGUUGCUCUUUGGUUUUUGGUUAGGUUUUGUUUUUUUUUUUUAAUUUUAUACUUUCAAAUAAACUUGCAGUUUUCACUCUUU
Molecule: messenger RNA, 6002 nt
Organism: Equus caballus (horse)
Lineage: Eukaryota; Metazoa; Chordata; Mammalia; Perissodactyla; Equidae
Source: RefSeq, a predicted model, not a curated record